Messenger RNA from Cokeromyces recurvatus, 955 nucleotides. RefSeq names its product ADP-ribosylation factor family-domain-containing protein. Gene Ontology annotation, cellular component: Golgi apparatus. Gene Ontology annotation, biological process: Golgi to plasma membrane protein transport; intracellular protein transport; protein localization to organelle. The record is from RefSeq and is a predicted model, not a curated record. Gene Ontology annotation, molecular function: GTP binding; GTPase activity. The coding region runs from base 117 to 713 and encodes 198 amino acids. The transcript is spliced from 6 exons. Lineage: Eukaryota; Fungi; Mucoromycota; Mucoromycetes; Mucorales; Mucoraceae.
CUACUAUUUAUCAGACUGAGUUUUAAUUGGAUAAUAAUGUAAAGUAUACAAUAAAAAGAGAAUGAGUGCAUGUACAAGAGCUGCAUUCAUCAUUCUUUUUUUUUUUUUUUUUAACAAUGUAUAAUUUGCUAAGUGGGUUUUAUCAACAUCUCACAAGAAAAGAAGAAUAUUAUGUUCUCAUUAUUGGCCUUGACAAUGCAGGAAAAACAACAUUGUUGGAACGUAUAAAGUCCAUUUAUAUGGGAAUAACAGGCUUAGAUCCAGAUAAAAUUGCACCUACAGUAGGAUUAAAUAUUGGCAGAGUGAACAUCAAGUCAACACGAAUUAAUUUUUGGGAUUUAGGAGGACAAAAAGAUUUACAAUCCAUUUGGGAAAGAUAUUAUUCAGAAUGUCAUGCAAUUGUCUUUGUUGUCGAUUCAACAGAUCCUGUCCGUUUAGAUGAAUGUCGAGAUACCUUUGAGAAAAUGAUUACAAAUGAUGCAGUAGAAGGAGUACCUAUAUUGAUGCUUGCUAAUAAACAAGAUAUUCCUCGAGCUUUAAAGGUAGAGGAAAUAAAGGAGGUGUUUAAUAAGAUUGCAAUCAAGUUAGGAGCGCGUGAUUCGAGAGUAUUGCCUGUCAGUGCUUUAGAAGGAAAUGGGGUUGAAGACGCUAUAGAUUGGUUAGUAUUACGGUUACAGCGAAAUAAGAUAAACCGGCCACCAGUGUUUCGUUGAAACGUAUUUAUUAUAAAUGUAACCACUAUGUACAUAUAAUAAAGAAAAAGAGGACUACAUUGUUUUUUUUAAUUUUUGGCGUUUCAAAUAUAAUAAAAAGGAUGAUGAUCAUAAUAACGCAUGACUUUUAUAUUAAUUUUCAAUAGAGCGAGGGGCUAGUGUUGCAAAAGUAUUACAACGUACUCAUCAAAAUAAAACAAGAAAAAAUAGAAUAAAAAAAAAUAAAAAUAAUAAAAAAAAAA